Messenger RNA from Abrus precatorius (Indian licorice), 1359 nucleotides. RefSeq names its product flavonol synthase/flavanone 3-hydroxylase-like. The coding region runs from base 94 to 1125 and encodes 343 amino acids. Lineage: Eukaryota; Viridiplantae; Streptophyta; Magnoliopsida; Fabales; Fabaceae. The transcript has 3 exons. The record is from RefSeq and is a predicted model, not a curated record.
GGACAACAAAAUUGAGACUCUAAUUUCGUACUAAACCUUGAUCUAUUGAAUGUGUCUGGUGAGAAACAUUUGAGGAUCAAAGAAAUAAGACAUAUGGGAGACAUCGAUCCAGCUUUUAUACAAUCGAAAGAACAUCGUCCUAAGUCGAAGGUAGUGGAAACUGGUGAAAUUCCAAUCAUAGACCUCUCAGAGAGGAGUGAGAAAUUACUUGUCUCAAAGAUUGGCGACGCGUGUGAGGAGUGGGGAUUCUUUCAAGUAAUAAAUCAUGGGGUUCCCUCUGAACUCAACAGAAAGGUUGAGUUUGAGGCCAAAAAGUUCUUUGAGAAGAGCUUAGAGGAAAAGAAGAAAGUGAAAAGAGAUGAAGUAAAUGCAAUGGGGUACCAUGAUGGGGAACACACCAAGAAUGUUAGAGACUGGAAAGAGGUAUUUGAUUAUCUUGUUCAAAACACUGCACAAGUUCCAUCUUCUCACGAGCCCCAUCACUUUGAACUCAGGACUCUCACCAACCAGUGGCCACAAAACUCUCCUCAUUUCAGGGAAACAUUGCAGGAGUAUGCUCGAGAGGUGGAGAAGCUAGCUUACAAGUUGUUGGAGUUAACUUCAUUGAGCUUGGGUUUGGCUGGUGACAAAUUCCAUGGUUGCUUCAAGGACCAACUCAGCAUGGUGAGGCUCAAUUACUAUCCUCCAUGCCCAUUCCCUGACCUGGCACUUGGUGUUGGUCGCCACAAGGAUUCCAGUGCUUUAACUGUGCUUGCCCAAGAUCAUGUUGGAGGCUUACAAGUUAAGAGAAAAUCAGAUGGUGAGUGGAUUCCGGUUAAACCCACCCCAAAUGCACUUAUUAUCAAUGUGGGCGAUAUAGUUCAGGUUUGGAGCAAUGACAAGUACGAGAGUGUGGAACACAGGGUGGUGGUGAACACAGAAAGGGAAAGGUUUUCAAUUCCAUUCUUCUUCUUUCCAUCUCACCAUGUUAUGGUAAAGCCAGUGGAGGACCUGAUAAAUGAGCAAAAUCCUGCAAGAUAUAGAGAAUACAACUAUGGUAAGUUCUCUGCUAAUAGAAAUCGUAGUGAUUUCAAGAAGCGUGAUGUGGAGAAUAUCCAAAUCCAUCACUUCAAGAUAUUGGAUUAGCUGUUUGGAUUGGCAUUCCCAAUAUUUUUCAUGUUAGAGAAUAACAAGUUGAGCUAGUUCCAUCGUUUCAAAACCAAAUAAAACUCUCUUCGUUUUAUGUCAAUUAAUAAUAAAAUGUCGAAAUCUUGUUCUAUUCUAAUUUGUUUUCACACCCCAAUUCUCCAAAGCGGAAUCGAAUCAUCAACUGAUCAUUGAGUAAGGUCUGUUUUAAUCUUCAAAAUUUUCUUCUAUGUU